This is a messenger RNA of Dreissena polymorpha, 538 nucleotides long. RefSeq lists its product as uncharacterized. The transcript is spliced from 3 exons. The record is from RefSeq and is a predicted model, not a curated record. The coding region runs from base 155 to 490 and encodes 111 amino acids. NCBI's taxonomy places the organism in Eukaryota, Metazoa, Mollusca, Bivalvia, Myida, Dreissenidae.
GUUGGCGUUGUUUUAAUUGACGGUACGCCCAACAGCUUGAGAAAGGCAAAGUGGACUGGCCUAUGAUUUACAGGAUGAAAAUGGAGGGUCUGAUCAACAUAUUUCACCUUCUCGAUCUUGUGAGCAGCCUGCCACCAACAUCGGUGCGGAAUGAAUGUUCGUUCUCCAUCAUGAAGAUCACCAAGACAAAGCGAAGGGCCUAGAUAAAGGAAAAACUCUGAACAACUUGAUGACUGUCAAUCUUCAAGGACCUUCAAUAUCAGAGUUUGACCCUAAGGAAGCUGUGGAGCCCUUCAUGGUAUCUAGUAAAAGGAGAGCAGGGGGUUAUCAGAAGAAGACCAGCAGAAUAGCUACAUCUGAUGUGCUAACUGAGGAGGGGCAGCCCCAGGUCGAGACCUCUGACAUCGAAGAAUGCGAUUCUGAGGAUACGAAAGAGGCUGGAUCAGAUGAGGAAGCUGACUUGGAGGUCGAUAAGGAUGAAAUAAAUUAGAGAGUUUUAAUGUAUUCUCAAGAUUGUUGAAUAAAUGAAUGCUUCUUU